Messenger RNA from Zerene cesonia (dogface butterfly), 2968 nucleotides. RefSeq names its product alpha-centractin (gene Arp1). NCBI's taxonomy places the organism in Eukaryota, Metazoa, Arthropoda, Insecta, Lepidoptera, Pieridae. The coding region runs from base 110 to 1240 and encodes 376 amino acids. The record is from RefSeq and is a predicted model, not a curated record. The transcript has 9 exons.
CAAUUGUGAUGUCAUUUUUCAAUACACCGAAUGAAUGUGUGAUUAAAAUUUUUAGGCUUCCAACAAAAUUUACUGAUCCUAAUAAUAUAUAUUUGUCCUAACAGUGAAAAUGGAGUUGAACGAUGUUAUAGUUAACCAACCUGUCGUUAUAGAUAAUGGAUCCGGAGUAAUAAAGGCAGGAUUCGCUGGCGAUCAAAUACCAAAAUGUAGAUUCCCAAAUUAUAUCGGCCGUCCGAAACACAUUCGUGUGAUGGCCGGAGCCCUAGAAGGGGAAUUGUUUGUUGGACCGCGGGCCGAAGAGCACAGGGGUCUGCUGAGCAUCAAAUACCCCAUGGAACAUGGUAUUGUCACGGACUGGAAUGAUAUGGAACGGGUGUGGAAUUAUAUUUACAGCAAGGAUCAACUGUCCACAUUCUCGGAGGAGCACCCGGUUCUACUCACGGAGGCACCGCUGAACCCACGCAGGAACAGGGAGAAGGCUGCGGAGGUUUUCUUCGAGACAUUCAAUGUGCCGGCUCUGUUUCUGUCCAUGCAGGCUGUGCUCAGCUUAUACGCCACGGGCCGCACCACGGGCGUGGUGCUCGACUCCGGGGACGGUGUCACCCACUCCGUUCCGAUUUACGAGGGGUUCGCGAUGCCGCAUAGCAUUAUGCGGGUGGAUGUGGCCGGCCGUGACGUCACUAGGUAUUUGAGGCUGCUGCUCCGCAAAGAGGGCGUAAACCUCCGGACGUCAGCGGAACUGGAGAUCGUGAAGGCCAUCAAGGAACGAGCCUGCUACCUGUCUCCGAACCCCCUUAAAGAGGAGACCCUGGAUUCGGAACGGGCGCACUACACCUUACCCGAUGGUACACAAUUGGAGAUUGGCCCAGCGAGGUUCCGUGCACCAGAAGUGUUAUUCAGACCAGACCUCAUAGGUGAAGAAUGUGAAGGUCUCCACGAAGUGCUAAUGUUCGCAAUCCAAAAGUCCGACAUGGACCUGCGCAAAGUGCUGUACCAGAACAUAGUGCUCAGCGGCGGUUCAACGUUAUUCCGCGGCUUCGGAGACCGGCUGCUGGCGGAGAUCAGGCGUCUGGCACCUAAGGACAUGAAGAUUAGGAUCUCAGCACCACAAGAGCGUCUCUACUCAACCUGGAUCGGGGGUUCGAUUCUCGCGUCGCUAGACACGUUCAGAAAGAUGUGGGUUUCUAAACGGGAGUACGAUGAAGAGGGCCACAGGGCUGUGCACCGCAAGACAUUCUAAUUUAUCGUUAAAAUAAAUUUAAUCGCUAAUGAAUUUAUAACGCCCGUUUAUACGACCGCGACACGAUAUGUCGUAUCGUCGAAUAAUUUAUGUGUAAUUUAUGUGUAUAUGGGGAAAAAAUCAUUGAGAUUAGAACGUUUAUUAUUUGUAGUUUCAAUUGAAUGCGUUUAUAUUAAAAUAUUAUGUGUAAAAUCUAUUUUUUCAUAGUUUACAAACAAAAACUUAGUUUUCUUGCUUUCGUGUCAUUCAUGUCAUAGUUUAUUUAAUAUGCCUUAUUGAGGUGCUAUGCUUACGAUAAGAGGUUUAAUACGCGCUUUCAUACUAUCCUUCGUCUCUGUAACUCCUAAAUAGAUCUAAAUCCCAUAAUAGAAUUGUAAUUAAAUUUAAAUGCGUGAAAAGCUAAUAUAAUGACGUAUUUACCAUCCAUGUUAUGACAAAAAUUAUCCUGCGUCACAAAAUAAAUAUCAUUCAUCGCUCCAUAAAAAUUCAUUCAAUUCCAUCCAACGACCGACCCUUGAGAUUGUAACAGAGGGAGUCACCUUCGAUGUAUAAUUUAGUGUGAUAAAAUAAGAAAAAUCAUCAGCGAUAAAAAGUCGUAACGAAGUCGUAUAAACGGGUUCCAAGUCAUUUAGUAUUGACUGCGGCGUUGCUUACUAGUUGUAUUAAUUAUGAUAACACGAAUAAUAGCUUAAAAAUAAUAAAAAACAUUAACCAACAUUAUAAACUACGUUAUGGUUAAAUGUGAAAAGUAAAAAUACUUUAAGAAGUGCAAGAGCCAUAAAAAUGGCAUACUCAAUACGUUCAUCACAUUCUUUCUUACGGCAAAUUACCUAAUGAGGGAAAGAGACAGUUGCUGAGUGUUACAUAUUUUUAACUGUGACGUACUUUAUAGAUGUUGCCAUACACAAGGUUGUUAUUCCACAGGCAGAGACAACUUAUCAAAGUAUCAUAGACAUGAGUAUGUCAAAUUUCGUAAAGGAAUCAUAAAGUUUUUAUAUACUGUUACAGAUAAAAUAUAAUUUAUGCAUUAUUUAAUUUUUCAUACCGAGUUGAAGUCAUGGGAAGAAUCUAAGUUGAUCUGUAGCCAACCUUCCCACUUGUGUUUUAUAAUCUGUGGUUGUUCUGCUUAAUUUAUUCUGUAGCAAUUAAUUGUAUCUGUUCUUUAGUAUAUAAGCAGCUAUACACUUUUCUUUGCGUAAAGACCAAUUAUUUAGUUAAGUUCGAAUUAUUGACGUGCAUAUAUUUUUAACUGGCAAUUACCUAGCUAUUCUACUAAUUACAAAGUUGUUAAUUCUAGAUGGAAGUUGUAAGGAAUCGUUUUAGUUUAUAAUCUGGCAAUAUUUAAUUGAAAUGAAAUAAUUAAAAUCACUGGUACUAAUAUAUGCACGUAAUACCACAGUCUAAUAAAGCAUACAGUCGUUCAAUGAAAACGUUUAGAUGUGUCAAUCGUGCGGGGCAAGGGGGUGUCCCGAGCUGCAUACACUAUAAUGUUAGCAGCUCGGGACACUAUUUAGGGGCUACGCGCACGUUUUAAUGUUAUUUUCAUCAUAAGUGCAUUAUUGGCUAUCAUGAAGUUGUCUCAACCGCGAUGUUGACUAGACGUUAUCGGCUUUGCCUACGAAAACAAAGUUGUACCACUGUAUGCUGCUCUUUGUACUGUGGUAAUACAUAGAUGUAUGAAGCUCAUAAAGUAUUUAUAUUAGAGAUUUUUUUAUUCCAAUUAAAUUA